CUCCGAACCUUGGAAGAUAGGGCUUAUUGGAGAGAUAGUGGUAUUAUAGUUGGAUGAGUAAUCGCCCGGGUCACAAGCGAUUACAUACGUGUAAAUAUAGAAAGAAGCUAAAGUAUAAUAGAUAACAUGUCGUUCUAGGUGAGCGGGGUUGUGGGAUGUUAGUGAGAGUUGAGGUGUGAUGUUCUUCUAAGUAUAUUGGAAUUACUGAUAUAAGAUGACUUGUUGCGUGGAGAAGUAAGCGAUGUUGGAAAGCGUAUAAGUACUUUAGUGAUGAACAUUGACUGACCCACCUUGUCUUCAUCUCUGUUUGCGUCCUAUCUCAUUUCAACACUCUCUUCGCAUGUGAAAGGUGUGUAUCUCUAGCUUCUUUCUUACCUACCUUACUGCGUAUACCCCCAGCUUCAUAUCAUGCCCAUCGACUUCCACCUCAGCCUUUCCGAGGCCGGUAUAAGAACCGCCGCCGCAGGUUUCGCACAGCAAGUCCUCAAACCAUCACGAGCCGAGUACUUGAAGUAUAAUCAAAGCCAUGAGCGAUUCCAGGCUACCCAACCUACUUAUGCCGCAGCGACUAAAGGUGGCCUGAUCAAAGGCCAAGUCUCGCCGCGUCUUGGUGGUAGUGGUGGAUCACUUAUCGAGGCAGCUAUUAUGGUGGAAGAGUGUUAUGCGGUGGAACCGUCUACGGCUUUGACGAUUUUCGCUACUGGUUUAGGACUUACCCCUUUGAAUAUUGCGGGUAAACCGGAGCAUGCUGAGUUUCUAGCUCCCUUUCUGAGCGGCGAAGGUGCACCAUUAGCCUCACUCGUAUUUAGUGAACCAGGUGGCGUAGCCAAUGCUUGGGAGAAGGGAGCGCCAGGCCUCCAGACUACGGCUCGCCGAGAGGGCGAUGAAUGGAUCAUCAACGGCGAGAAGAAAUGGGCUACGAACUGUGCGGGGUGGGAUUUUAAGGGAUGUGACUUGGCCUGUGUGGUGUGCCGCGAUGUUACCGAGCCGGCUGAGCCCGGGUCCGAUCCUAAGGACCGUGCUAUGGUAAUCCUCGUUACCCGUGCCGACCUCGACCGCAAUGGUCCCGAUGCAUUCCGGGUUUUACGCCAUAUUCCUACUCCGGGGCAUACAUCCGUCUCGGGACCUCAUGUGAGGUAUACCAAUGUUCGCGUGCCAGCAAAGAACGUGCUUAGUCCACCCGGGCAAGGUGCUCAAUUAGCUCUCGCUUCUUUUGAUGCUAGCGCAGUUCUCGUAGGUGCUAUGGGUGUAGGUCUUAUGCGAGCGGCUUUUGACGCCGCGUUAGAUUUCGCAAAACGUGAUAAUCGCAAUGGAGCCGUACCCCUACUCGGACGUCAGGCAUUUGCGGACCUUUUAUCCGGUAUCAAGAUGCAGACCGAGGCAUCUCGCGCGUUAACGUGGAAAGCGGCCCAUGCUAUGGAGAAUGGUCCUGGCGAUUAUGAUGCACGUCGGGAAUUGGCGCUCGCUGCUAAGGUCUACUGUAGCGAUGCGGCUGUGAAGGCUUGUACUGAUGCUAUUAACGCGGUCGGAAUUACCGCUUAUGAUUCGGACCAGCCGUUCGCUGAACUUCUUAAUAACGCGAUGGUAUUGCCGAUUUUCGAUGGAGGAAAUGUUGGAAUUCGAAGGCGCCAUAUGCAGGAGUUGAUGCUGUCGCCAGAUUAUGACGCUUGGGCGUCGACGUAUGGACCGACGGAGAAGAGAUGAUAUCAGUGGGUUUAACGGACCUAACGACCGAAAGCCGUACCUUGUAGUUGCGGAACAUUUAGGGCCAUCUUGAAUUUAAUAAUUACCUAUCAUAAAUGGGCUAUAUUUUCAGCGAAGGGUUUAAUAUCUAUCGCAAUGACUUCUAUGCGAGAAAUUACGGGAAAUAGCAGCUGUAAAUGAUAUAUAAGGGCCAGUCUAUGGG
This is a messenger RNA of Hypoxylon trugodes, 1906 nucleotides long. Its product is annotated as acyl-CoA dehydrogenase NM domain-like protein. Lineage: Eukaryota; Fungi; Ascomycota; Sordariomycetes; Xylariales; Hypoxylaceae. Gene Ontology annotation, biological process: fatty acid beta-oxidation using acyl-CoA dehydrogenase; butyrate catabolic process. The record is from RefSeq and is a predicted model, not a curated record. Bases 409 to 1704 code for a protein of 431 amino acids. Gene Ontology annotation, molecular function: flavin adenine dinucleotide binding. The transcript has 2 exons.